This is a messenger RNA of Saccharomyces kudriavzevii IFO 1802, 1212 nucleotides long. RefSeq names its product Atg39p (gene ATG39). Lineage: Eukaryota; Fungi; Ascomycota; Saccharomycetes; Saccharomycetales; Saccharomycetaceae. The transcript has a single exon. The record is from RefSeq and is a predicted model, not a curated record. The coding region runs from base 1 to 1212 and encodes 403 amino acids.
AUGUCAGAGGAAGACGAUCACUGGAAUUUAGUUAGAUUACGUAAAUUACGUAAGGGAAAAGAGGAAGAAGAGGAGUCAUCGAAAUCGGAAAUAUCGUUGGAUAGUUUGCAUGAAAGCUCUUUCGCGGGAGAGGAUGACGACGACUUCGACGCAGAUGUCCUAUCAAACACUAGCAGCGAGGAAUCUACACAGAUGAAUCGUAUCUAUGAUUUUAGGACAUCUGAUGGAUUUAAUAGCGGUGUAGGCAAUACUGAUCAAACCACGGUUUCUACUAUUUCAGAGUCCUUUGACACCUUGUCAGGUUCAAAGAUUGGCGGGACAGUAUUGCCGAGCUUUGAAGGUUCCAAAUUAAAGGAUAGUACGCCUGAGACGUCUAGGAGAAGGGAUUCUGGCUUACAGAUGGAUGAUAUCAUAGAUAUAAGCGAGAACAAGCCGAAUAAACUGAAGAUGUGGCAUGUUAUCAUGUUGUCCUCACUGCUUUCCAUGACUUUUUCAUACCUAGCCGUUGAAUACUCCCUAACUGGUGAUGUUUUUGCAGGUUUUAAAUCGCAGCAGCUAUUACGUGAUAACGAAAGGAAACUGUUGUACAGUAACAUUGAUUUUGUUAAUAAAAGAUCCUACGAUUCAACAAGUGACUCUUUGAGUCAGUGGGCUCCUUCGGGAAAGUACUACGUUGACUUCGACAACCAUAUCGCAUAUCCAUUGAAGGAUAAUGAUUUAAUGGGUUGGAAAAGAUACAAAACGAAUUUGGUUAUUUUUUGGUAUACAUCGAAGGCUCGGAUGAGGGAUGGCUGGCAUAAGAGAAUCGUCAAAAUAAACGGGGGAAGGAUGAAAUUACAUGCAUUUGUCAAGAGAGCCUUUAGGUCCACUCUUGACAACCUGAAGUUAUUUCAUACAGAACAGAAACGCCAUUGGCAAAAGCUCUUUGCGUUGUUUCAAAGUAAAUAUAAGCAAAUUUCUCCACGUCUUGGGAAGUCCUUCAAACAUUCUUGUCGAAAAGCAAAGCAAUUCGGGUCAAGCUCCAAACUUCAACUACGCAAACUUCGCUUCGACUCUGUGAAGCCAUUCCGUGCUUUCAAAUUCAAGGUCCGUGAAGAUACCAAUUGGUUUAUCAAGCAACUGAAACUGUUUGCAUUGAAGUUUAAGCAUUUGAAAAUUGGCAAAUCAGUAUCAAAAUACAAGAAAAAGAGCUACUUCAAAUGCAAACAUUAG